GAGUCACAAGAACUGCAGAUACAGGCGCGCUCUCGUUUCUCGUCUCACGUAGAGAUACGAGUGUUUUGUGAGGACGUGCCUCGAACAAACUUAAAAGCUAAGGAAAAAAGUGUUGCUUUAUUUAUCGAAUAUUGUAAUCAUUUUAUACAAAUCGACAAAAUGUCAAACACGGGUAAUCUGGAGCAGCAGAUAGCAAACCUGCAGAUCGGCCACGGCAACGAGAUCAACACUGUCAAGCCAGUUAAGAAGAUUGGGCCUGCAGUGCCACCGAAACCGAAAAAGUCACAACCUCAGAUACCAUUAAGUUAUACCUUAAAGGUCUCUCCUAUGCCAUCAUAUAGUACAGUUCUCAAUAACACUACAAACACAUCAAACGAGAAGACUUCAUUAUACAUGAAUACUCCUCCGUAUAUUCCAUUGGACAUGAAGAAAGACUAUUCUCAAGGUACAUCUGCAAAUAGCAAGAAUGCAUCACAGAUUUAUCAUGAUGACACUUUGUGCCAGCGUCAACUGGAAGAAAAGUUCGAGACAAAGUAUAGAUAUGAUGAGAAGAGCUAUUAUUCAAACAUCGGGAGCUUACCAGCACCUCAAAUGCCCCCACCAGAUAAUUCUGCAAAUCGGGCAUGUAGAAACGCAGUAUAUAGCAAUAUAAACCCAGUAUUGGCACCUGUGGUAUCUCUACCAUCAGUCCCUUAUAAGAAUUUUCCAAAAGAAACUGAGAAAGACAUUAUAUAUAGCAACAUUCAGUGGAAUCCUAAAACAGAGAAUACUUAUUGUAAUGUUCCUGCGCAACACAGCAUUGACGAUCUACCACCACCACCGGAACCAUCGGAACCAUCAGAUUAUCUUUCCUGCAUGUCCGGCUCAUCGUUGCCGCCACCACCGGAUGAACUGCCUCCACCGCCGAGUCCAGUUUCAUCUAGUUAUAGCGAACUGAGACGUGCCACUUACCAGACCGAUUAUCCUGUGAAUAAUUAUCCUGAUAUUUAUGGACCGAGUUCGCAGUCAAGCUCGACGUACGAAUCCAUAUAUGAGCCGAUUAAUCCCCGACCUCCGUCGCAAUUAUCAUGCAACUACUCGAUGUACUCUGGUUACGACUCGGCCACAUCUACUCAGCCGCAAGGCAAAGUAUCUCCCGUUAAAGAGGUCGAUGUUCUCACGGAUCUUUUGGUUCAAGGAAUGGAAGACAACAGCGAGGAUAGCGACAUAUACGGAAUUUGCGCGCAAUGUGGACGUAAGGUUGAGGGUGAGGGCACCGGAUGUUCGGCUAUGGAUAAGGUCUUUCAUAUAAGUUGUUUCUGUUGCUUUGUGUGCAAAGUCAAUCUGCAGGGCAAACCUUUUUAUUCGUUGGAAGGCAAGCCUUACUGCGAAGAAGAUUAUCUCAACACGCUAGAGAAGUGUUGCGUUUGCACGCGUCCGAUUCUUGACAGAAUAUUGAGAGCCACCGGCAAACCGUAUCAUCCUUUGUGUUUCACUUGUGUCGUAUGCGGACAGAGCCUGGAUGGUAUACCGUUUACUGUAGACGCCACGAAUCAGAUACACUGCAUCCAAUGCUUUCACAAAAAAUUUGCUCCGCGUUGCUGCGUCUGCAAAUUGCCGAUAAUGCCCGAGCCUGGUCAAGACGAAACCGUGCGAGUAGUGGCGCUAGAUCGCAGCUUUCACAUUCAGUGCUAUAAAUGCGAAGAUUGCGGAUUGGUACUGUCUUCCGAUUCGGAGGGUGGCUGUUAUCCUCUGGACGACCAUGUUCUAUGCAAAAGUUGUAACGCUACUCGUUCAAGCUUUAACGUCUCACAUGACAACCGAAUUGUGAAUUAAUCGCGCAGAUGAUUACGCACCAACUUUUAACACUAAAAAGAGAAAUCAAGUGUGAUCGUUCUACGAUGAAUAAUUUGAUAUAUUAUAUCUUUUUAUAGGUUUUUUUAUGCAUUUUCAGAUUGUUAUUUGCAGUAUUUUAUACAUUCAAAUCGAUAUUUACUAUCUAUUAUGUUAAAACAUUUAUCUCUUACGAUAUAAUAAUUGAUAUGCAAUAUUAAUGAGAAUUGUACUCUGGAGUGUUUAUAAUUUGAUACAAGAGAAAAUAUUGUUAGUCUUUGUAUUUGAUCUAACAAUUAUUAAUAGAAGUGUAAUAGAGAUUUUGUUAUAUAUUGCCGUAAAUAUUGAUGCGCUGAAAUGUCACAAUAUAUAGACUGCCUAAUAUUGAAGCUCUGAAGUUCCAAUCAUACUGCCAUAAUCGAAGCAUUUCCAACAAGACAUAAAUUGAAGGUAAUGUAGAUUAAUGAUAUUAUUUUUCAAAGUACUUUUUUCAGCAAAUGUGAUUAUUAUUGUGAUUCUAGUAAAGCAUUUGAUCGUCAAGUGUUUAACGUUGUAGUCUCUGUUAACAAUAAUACCGCUUCGCUAUUUACAUAUGUAGACAUAGAUUGCAGAUUCAGGAAGUAGUAUUAUUAUUGAUAAUAUUAAUAUAAUGGUAGCACGCUAUAUUCUUCUUAAAGUAACUGUUAAGUUUGACAUUAGACUAUCUAUCUAUGUGUGUGUGUGUGUGUACACACACACACACACAUAUAGGGAGUAACUGCAACUAUCGUAUUUUUUUUUAACAACAGAUUUCCAAAGUCAUUUUAAGACAAAAAUCUUGAUACCAAAAUAACGAGGCUAAAGCUGCGUUUUGAUAAUCACUGCCACUGAAAAUGUUUAGCACAUGUAACUUGAAAUAUAGUUUUAAUACUGACAGUAAAUAUCGGAACGCAAUCUAUAAAAUAUAUAAAAUAUUUCUUGAGUUAUGAGCAUUUAAAGUUAACAAAUUAGAUCGUUUGAAAUUCGCGCGUUCAGAUGCGGUACAAUAAGUUUGUUUUAUUUCCUUGCACUGGCUGCAUUAGUUCACAGUUUAUCUUUUUGUAUCUAUAUUAGAAGGAAACAUAUAAAUGCCUCGGUGGCCUAACAGGGAAGGCGACGGCCCGGAAAGCCGGAGAUUCCAGGUUCGACUACUGGCUGAGGGGUUUUUAUCGCAAUAUUUUAAAAUUAGUUAGAAGGGUAUACGGGAUCCUUCGUAUAUACGUGAUGCAAAUCCAGCACCCUAUAUGGAGGAAAAAAAUUAUUUCGACGUAUAUAUGUGUAUACAUAUAUA
Pseudomyrmex gracilis is the source of this 3121-nucleotide messenger RNA. RefSeq names its product thyroid receptor-interacting protein 6 (gene Zyx). NCBI's taxonomy places the organism in Eukaryota, Metazoa, Arthropoda, Insecta, Hymenoptera, Formicidae. The record is from RefSeq and is a predicted model, not a curated record. Gene Ontology annotation, cellular component: stress fiber; focal adhesion. Gene Ontology annotation, biological process: cell-cell adhesion.